This is a messenger RNA of Sorex araneus (European shrew), 864 nucleotides long. RefSeq names its product family with sequence similarity 170 member B (gene FAM170B). NCBI's taxonomy places the organism in Eukaryota, Metazoa, Chordata, Mammalia, Eulipotyphla, Soricidae. Gene Ontology annotation, biological process: fertilization. Bases 1 to 864 code for a protein of 287 amino acids. The record is from RefSeq and is a predicted model, not a curated record. Gene Ontology annotation, cellular component: acrosomal vesicle. The transcript is spliced from 2 exons.
AUGCAACGCCACUUAAUGGACCAAGAUGGGGAAAAGUCACCAGAGGAGUCUAACCUCAGCAUGGCCAGCCCUGAGUCCACGGAGGAGAGUCUGAAAAUAUACUGGCCAGAGCCCCGGAAAGCCAAGAAGCCACCGCCGCAGCGAGGGCCGGCCAUUCCCUACAAGGAGGACCUGAUCUUCGCCGCCGGGGCCGGCAGCAAGCUGAGCUUCAGCAGCUCCCUCACGUCCGACACCUCCUCCGAGUACCAGUCCUACUCCCAGUACCAGUCCUGCUUCUCCUCCAGCUACAGCGACGAGGACUGCCCACCGCAGAGCGUGUUCGCCUUCUACACCCACGUGCGGACCGUGAGGGGCGUGGCCGUGGCCUGGGAGACCGAGGACGGCUUCCAGCCGGUGGGCGAAAAGCCCCGCAUCCGAGAAGCCGAGUUCAUUCGGAGGCAGCGGAGGAAAGGCUCCUCCUUCGAGAUGGCUUCCAACACCGACCUGCACUGGGAUUUGGAGGACAGCAAGAACAACAGCUGCACCGACACGGACUCGGACGACACGGAUCUGCUGGAGUCCUUAGAGUUCUGCCUGCAGGAGCUGCGGGAGCCCCCCGACUGGCUGGUCACCACCGACUAUGGGCUUCGCUGCGUGGCCUGCUGCCGCGUCUUCCCCAGCCUCGAGGUGCUGCUGCAGCACGCCCAGUACGGAAUCCAGGAGGGCUUCAGCUGCCAGAUCUUUUUUGAGGAGAUGCUGGAGAGACGGCUGGCCCAGAGUGAAGAGCAGGAGCAAGAAGAGCCAGAGGAAGAGGAGGAGCAGGUCCCUUCGGAGGACAUUGAAUGCCCCGGGCCCAGCCCCGAGUUGCAGCAGCAGCAGGAGUGA